Stegodyphus dumicola is the source of this 2723-nucleotide messenger RNA. It is a transcript of the gene Sse, whose product is annotated as extra spindle pole bodies like 1, separase. Gene Ontology annotation, cellular component: nucleus; mitotic spindle; centrosome. NCBI's taxonomy places the organism in Eukaryota, Metazoa, Arthropoda, Arachnida, Araneae, Eresidae. Gene Ontology annotation, molecular function: cysteine-type endopeptidase activity. Gene Ontology annotation, biological process: proteolysis; meiotic chromosome separation. The record is from RefSeq and is a predicted model, not a curated record.
GACCAUUUUCAUGUUUUAAAAGACUUAAAAGGCAUAAUAAUUUCAGAAUAUAAUCAUGAAAGAAUUUGGGUUAUGUUCAAAACGAAAAUUCUUAUCAAAGAGUACGUAUUGGUUGUCCGCGCGGACUUCCAUCCGCGAUUUGGCAACAGCAAAUUUCAAACAAAGAAUGUGGCGCAAAUUUUAGAUGAAAGUUUGACCUAGAGUAAAGUGUUUCAAUAGAAUUUCUUCAAUUUUAAUAUUAUUGAAGAAACAGAUUUUCAUUCUGAAUUGUGUUUCACCCCCAUGUUUCUUGUGUGUGGAGUCGAAGGAUAAUCUGAACGUUUUUUCGAAGUGAAAUUUUGGUUUACAGCAUGACAGGCAGCAAAGGAAUUAUCAGGAAUCUUCUGAAGCAAGAUAUUUCUUCAGUCCUUGAUGAUAUUCAGGUUCUCCUGAACUCUUCACCUGCUGGAACUGUUUCAUGUACAGUAGUUUGUGAAAUACUUAGAGCAAUUUACCAGUUUCUGUCAACAUGUAAAAAAUUAAAAAAAGAAGAUGGUCAUCAAUCCAUUUUCAAAUUGAUUCCAAGUAUCAAUCUGUGCAUAGACUUUGCAACACAUAACUUUGGUUAUCAAGAAUUGAUAGAUGGUCAGUUUUUUUCCAUUCUCUAUCAUUUGACCCAGAAUUUUCUCAAUUUUGAUUUGCACCUCCCAGCCUUGUUCUGUGCUGAAAGCUUGAAAUCACUUUUCACUGCCUCUGCAGACUGUUAUGAUGUUAAAAAUAUGUAUGUAAAAGGCAUGUAUGUGCUUUUCUGGAAUAAAGCACUGGAAAUGGAGGAUAAUUUAAAAGACUAUGAUGUAGGUUUUAAAUUACGAUGCAAAGCUGUUGAAUUCCUCCUUCUCGAGGAAGACUGCUUUAGUGCCAUCAAAGACAAAACUUCCCUCAUUCUUAUGAGAUAUUGUCAUAAAAAUGAAAAGAGUGAUCCUGCUGAAAUUACAAAAUUUUUACAAAGUAUAUGGUCAAAAAUUUGCAAUAGAAAGUCUGAUUCUGAACACCAAUUAAAACUCUGUAAAGUUAUUUAUUCUUGGUUAGAGGCUUUACUGAAGUAUUCCAAAAUAUCAUUUUGUUUUUCUCAAAACUUUUUGCUUUGGUUUUCAGAGAUACCUAAAUUGAAUCAAGAUAAAAAUGAAAAAGUGAAAUUUCUGAAAACUUGCACUGAAAUUUCUAAAAUGAGUAUUCACCUCUUUUUGUUAAAAGAAAAUACUCCAAUAUCCAGUCAAAUACUUUUUGUCUGUGAAAAACUGCUGAAAUUAUGCAACGAUGGUGAUUAUGAAAAUGAACUGUUAGAUCAUACACUUUAUUUAUUUUAUCUCACUUUUCUAAAAGGUUUAUCCAAUUUAAAACCAACUGAUGACUUUUGCUUAUCUUUUUCCAAAGCCAAUAUAACUUUUUGCUCUGUGUUAGUGCGGCAUUAUUUCACAGUUUCAUCAGAUACUCAGAUGAAGAAAUUUACUCCAUUUGAUUUGGCUUAUGAAAUUAAUCUGUUGCAUUGUUUCAUUUCAUUCAUAUUGUUUCUUCUUGGAACCAAUCAAGGGCAUAAAAUUGAUGCCGAUGGAUUGCAUAAAACGGAUGAAAAGAUUUCGGCAAUUGCUAAUGCCCCUACGCCGAAAGGCGUCCAAGACAUCAAAAGCUUUUUGGGAUUAGUGAAUUUUUAUGCCAAAUUUUGCCCUAAUCUGGCAACUUUGGCACAUCCCUUAAAUAAUUUAACAAAAAAAGAUGUUAAAUGGAGUUGGUCAAAAAACUGCCAAAUCGCUUUUGAAAAAAUAAAAAAGGAAAUUUGUUCAGACAGAGUUUUAAUGCAUUACGAUCCCACAUUACCGUUAAUGCUAGCUACUGAUGCAUCUCCGGGGAGACGCUUUUCUCUGGUGACAGAUCAUAAACCUUUAGUGGCUAUUUUCAAAUCGAAAAGAGGACUUCCUAUCCUCACAGCCACCCGACUUUUACAUUAUGCACUGAUAUUGCAGGCAUAUCAGUUUGAUAUUGUGUAUCGAAAUACCAAGGAACACGGUAAUGCUGACUGCCUGUCGCGCCUGCCUCUUAAGUCCGAAGAUUUAAGCAUUAAGGAUGAUGUUGAAAUAUUCCAACUCUCCCAAAUUGAAACUCUUCCGGUAACAGCUAGGGAGAUAGCUCGGGAAACGCGAGCUGAUGAAGAAUUAAAUAGUCUUUAUAUGAAAUUAAAAUCUGGAGAAAGUUUGGAAGGUAGGGAAGCAGAGUACACCUUACAAGAUGACUGUAUAAUGAGUGGUCAGAGGGUAGUUGUUCCGAAAAAACUCCGAGUUAAAAUUCUCGAAGAGUUACACCAAGGACAUUUAGGAAUCGUUAAAAUGAAGGCAAUCGCCAGAUCCUACGUCUUUUGGAAGGGAAUUGAUCAUGAUAUUGAAGAAGUUUCUAGGAACUGUGUCGAUUGUAUUAAGUUCAAAUCAGAUCCAGUAAGGGCAAGGGUCCAUCACUGGGAAUAUCCAAGUGCGCCUUGGGAACGCAUUCACGUAGAUUUUGCAGGCCCUAUUUUUGAACGAAUGUUCUUGAUUAUCAUUGACGCACAUUCUAAAUGGCUAGAAGUGUAUACCUUAAAGUCAACAAAUUCCUUUCAGACAAUUGAAUGUUUGAGAGACUGUUUUGCAAGAUACGGACUGCCUUUAGUAGUAGUGAGUGACAAUGGUCCUCAGUUUCACAUCGGGGGAAUUUGA